AUGGCAGGCUCGUCGCGCAACGCAUCGCCCAUCAAGCGCCUCAUGACCGAACUGCAAACAUACCAACACGACUCCAACGACGCGCUUUACGAACUCGGACCUACAGACGACGAUGUGAUGCAAUGGAGAGCGGUUAUGAAGGGUGUAGAGGGAACGGCAUAUGAAGACGGCUGCUGGCUCCUCUCCAUCGCUAUCCCCUCCACUUACCCCCUCACUCCGCCCACCAUCCGCUUCGUAACGCCCAUCUGCCACCCCAACGUCGAUUUCAAGACGGGCGAGAUCUGCCUCGAUCUACUCAAGACCGCUUGGACACCCGCGUAUACCAUCUCGUCGACUCUGACGAGUAUACACCAAUUGCUCACUAGCGCUGAGCCGGACAGCCCGCUCAAUGUGGAUGUUGCGCAGCUAUUCAGGACAAACGACGACGUUGGGGCUAGGAGUUUGAUCAGGUUUUAUACUGUUAGCGAGAAGUAUGAUUGGAAGGGGAAGAGAUAG
Molecule: messenger RNA, 495 nt
Organism: Alternaria incomplexa
Lineage: Eukaryota; Fungi; Ascomycota; Dothideomycetes; Pleosporales; Pleosporaceae
Exons: 2
Coding region: 1-495 (164 amino acids)
Source: RefSeq, a predicted model, not a curated record